AGCUAAAGUCACAACCACCAACAAAGGAGAUGAAGCUUCAAUUGAUGCGAGAUAUAGCAGUAGAAUCUGGUAUAAAAUGGAACUCAAGGGAUUUGGAGCAGAAGCUAUAUAAACAACUGAUGUCUGAACAAGGCAGGCCCAAGAGUCACAAUGAUGAAGAGCAUAAAUUGCACAAGAAAAUGGAUGAAUCAGCCCGGAGCAAAGAACACGAAGACAGUAAACUUAAUCAUGAGAAUGUGAGACAACAUACAACUUCUAAAGCGAAAAGGGAGCAUCAUUCAUCUUAUGGCAGAAAGGAAGUCCCUGGUGAUGUACAUAGUUUGCCUAAGGGAAGGGACAGUGACAAACAAAAAAGAGAUAAUUUAAGUCGCGCAUCCAACAGAAAUUUGGAUGACAUACCUCCAAUCAAAGAUGGCAGAAAAUGUAAACAAAAUGAACCAGAUAUCAGUAGCUGUGUAUCUAAAGAAGAAUCUGAUGACAAGAAGCCAUUCUAUUAUAGGUCAUUUCAGCCUAAUUACACCAAGUCAAGAGCAUGCAUUACAAACAGCAGUUCAGAUGUAUCUCCUACUUGUUCCACUGAGGAGGCACAGAAACAUACAGAAAUGACUCAGAUGAAGGUUCAGUUGUCCAAAGAAGAAGGUACAUGUGUAAAUGAUACAAUCAAAAAGCCAAAACCAAAAUCAGUUAGGAGGACACGUCUGCAGCCGAUGCAUGGUUCUGAGGAGGACUCAGAUAGAUUGAAAGGCGAGGAGAGAGGAAAGAGCCGUACUAGUGGAGUGAAAGAUAACGGAAAACAUGGCAUAAGAAUCACAAAAGGUGAUCAUCACGAUCAACGGGAUGAAGAGGAAAAGAUGAUGGACAGGCUUUUGUUACACUAUACUCGGAAACAGCUUCAGAAUGAAAUUCAGAAACCAAAAUCAGUUGUUAAGUUACCUAAACUAGCUGAAGUUGACGCUGGUGAAGUUUCAAGGCAGAGAUUUCCAAAUGGUCCAUCAGGCCGAGCAGCAAUUACUCCCAUUGAAUUGAAACAGGCAAGUUCAGUAGCACUCAGAGUCAGAGAAGGGCACACACAGGCAAAUUCCUUUGAGCGUGAUAUGUUGAGUCCAAAUGGGCAUAUCCAUCCCAAGCUACCGGAGUAUGAUGACUUUAUCACUCGACUCAGGCGAAUAUAGUGUUGAAUCGACGAUUCAAUUUAAAUCCUGAAUCCGUCUCUAACUCAACUGGCAGCUAGCUCUAACAAGGAAGUUUAAAGAAUAAAUUUGAAGUCAAUUAGAUGUAUCAUUAUGCCAUUCUUCAUAUUACUAAUGGCUUUCUCAUCAUAUUCUCUGUCAACAAGUUAGGACUGUAAUCAGGAAGUAGUAUAGAAAAUGCUUACCUUAUCAUUUAUUUGUAAAUGGGAAAUUAGUUCUAGAACUUGACUACAAGUUCUUAACAUGAGUAAGAGAGAUGAGUAUUCAACUGUAGUCAUA
This is a messenger RNA of Nicotiana tabacum (common tobacco), 1469 nucleotides long. RefSeq lists its product as uncharacterized. Gene Ontology annotation, biological process: protein transport. Lineage: Eukaryota; Viridiplantae; Streptophyta; Magnoliopsida; Solanales; Solanaceae. The record is from RefSeq and is a predicted model, not a curated record.